AUGACGGAUGUUUGUUGUCAGACGGGUCGCCCGUUCGAGCAGAUGAUGCUUGUGUUCGAUCUCGAUCAUAUCAGCAGCGCGCACUAUUCAUGCAAAGCAUUCUCGUCCUCAUUCACUACCCUCAUCCUGCUCUUCCAAGAGCAUUAUCCACUGGUGCUGAAGAAGAUCCUCAUCAUCCGAGCUCCCGAAAUGGCCAGGCUCGCAUUCAAAACGAUGACGCCAUUUCUCAGUGACAAAAUACUGGUACAUUUCUUGCUAAUGAUUAUUUUGGUAUAG
Gongylonema pulchrum is the source of this 276-nucleotide messenger RNA. NCBI's taxonomy places the organism in Eukaryota, Metazoa, Nematoda, Chromadorea, Rhabditida, Gongylonematidae. The record is from the annotation of a GenBank genome assembly.